Botrytis deweyae is the source of this 843-nucleotide messenger RNA. RefSeq lists its product as uncharacterized. Bases 1 to 843 code for a protein of 280 amino acids. The record is from RefSeq and is a predicted model, not a curated record. The transcript has 3 exons. Lineage: Eukaryota; Fungi; Ascomycota; Leotiomycetes; Helotiales; Sclerotiniaceae.
AUGACCAAGAAACUCGGUCUCCAAGCUUUCCUUCGCAGGGAGGUUAUAAAAGCUAAGCUUCAGGUCCCCACAGAAAAUGAAUCCCCAAAAUUUACAAAGGAGGCUUCUAUGCUAUCAGCCCAGCCGAAAAUAUAUGAAGAGCCAGAAAGAAACACUUUUCGGAAUAUUUUUGGUGACAACGAAGAAGACUAUGAGGCCCCACUGGAAAGAUUUAGAAAGUCAAACACACCAUUUGCUGUUAGGUAUGAGACGAAACCAAAGUCUGAACUGAGAAUUCGGAUCGAGGAACUUAGAAAGCAACUUCUCGCUGUCAUUGAUACUUCCUUCAAGGAUCCGCGUGAGAGAGCUAUCAAUGCUAAAGAGCGCGAUCGUCUACUAAGAUCCAUCGAGCGCUUAGAGGCCCAAGAAAAAAGAGAGAAAGAUAAUGCACUACGAGCUACUGGAAACCUCCCCGAGCCUAUCUCCGAAUAUGAAAAAAGACAACAACAAAAGGAAUUAGAAUUAGUAAAGAAGGCCCUAGCGGGGAAAGAAAAAGCCAAACCCCCAAUCAAACGUCCCUUUCGUCCACUCGACGACGAUCCAGAUGGCGAAACUCGGAAAAUGUUAGGACUGCCAUUGAGAAGGCGCAAGCUCAAGAAAACGGGCAAAUGGGCAGAUGAGCUUCGUUAUGUAGUUCCGGAGUUAAGGUAUAAGGAUUAUGGAAUUGAGACUUUGAAGGAAAUUUUGUUAUGCGGGGUGGAUGAGGAGCAAGAGAUAUGGCUGGGAAAGUGGUUUAGUAGAUUGGAUGUGAAUGUUACUACAGGUGGUCGAGUGAGAGGUUCCGCAAAUAAGAGAGGCAUGUGA